Dunckerocampus dactyliophorus (ringed pipefish) is the source of this 5583-nucleotide messenger RNA. It is a transcript of the gene snap91a, whose product is annotated as synaptosome associated protein 91a. Bases 537 to 3365 code for a protein of 942 amino acids. The record is from RefSeq and is a predicted model, not a curated record. Gene Ontology annotation, biological process: clathrin-dependent endocytosis; synaptic vesicle budding from presynaptic endocytic zone membrane; clathrin coat assembly. Lineage: Eukaryota; Metazoa; Chordata; Actinopteri; Syngnathiformes; Syngnathidae. Gene Ontology annotation, cellular component: clathrin-coated vesicle; synaptic vesicle; extrinsic component of presynaptic endocytic zone membrane. Gene Ontology annotation, molecular function: clathrin heavy chain binding; SNARE binding; phosphatidylinositol-4,5-bisphosphate binding. The transcript has 28 exons.
ACAUAAUAAUUUAAUAAGGAAAGAAGAGGACGUAAACCAACGACUCGGCGUGUGAAGCGUGCUUCGCGGGGGCUGGUCGCUGGGGGGGUCGCCGCACACAGGAAGCGUCUUGGGAGGAGGAGGAAGAGCGCAGUUCUUGGAUGUGGAGGGCUGCCAAUCAGGACCUGAUGUUCCUCUGCUCAAACAAGGACUGUCAGAGAGGCUGCGAGGAUUAAGCAGGGUGGCUGGAAGACUGCGAGGUGGGGGGAGGCUUCAAGAGCAUCACCCGAAAAAUAACACGGAAGCUUGAUCUUGAAGGUGAUUUUCGACUUUGACUUACACAGCGUCCAUUAUUACAAGAUUAUUACAAUUAUUUUUGUUAUUCCGUGCUCGGACUGAUUUCCCUCUUGCACUGUUGUUAUGCAAUAGAAUUGUGUUGGGCUUCGAGGGCAGCAGCUGGGAUUACCGAGGCUGCUCUUCAUUUUGGUGUGGAGGUGGGGGGGUAGGACCACUUUGGACGCUGCGUUGGUGUGGGUGGACUCCACUUAGAGGAGAAGAUGUCGGGUCAGACGCUAACGGACCGCAUCGCCGCGGCCCAGUACAGCCUGACUGGAUCUGAGGUGUCCCGAGCUGUGUGUAAAUCCACCACACAUGAACAAACAGCCCCAAAGAAAAAACACCUGGAAUACCUGAUCCAGGCCUCCCAGGACUCCAGUGUGAACGUUCCCCAGAUGGCCGAUACACUGAUAGAGAGGGCGGGCAAUGCCAGCUGGGUGGUGGUUUUCAAGGCCCUUAUUACUACACACCACCUCAUGGUGCAUGGCAACGAGAAAUUCCUGCAGUUCCUUUCAUCAAGGAACACAUUGUUCAACCUGGCCAACUUCCUGGACAAAACAGGCUCCCAUGGCUAUGACAUGUCAACUUUUAUCAGACGCUACGGCCGCUAUCUCAACGAGAAGUCCUUCACUUACAGACAGAUGUCUUUUGAUUUUGUCAGAGUAAAGAAAGGAGCUGAAGGAGCAAUGAGGACCAUGACCGUAGAGAAGCUGCUAAAAGGAAUGCCUAUUCUGCAGGGCCAGAUUGAUGCACUGUUGGAUUUUGAUGUGCACCCACCAGAAUUAAACAAUGGAGUUAUAAAUGCCUGCUUUCUCCUACUCUUCAAAGACUUGAUAAAGUUAUACGCCUGCUACAAUGAUGGCAUCAUCAAUCUACUAGAGAAAUUUUUCCAGAUGAAGAGAAGCCAGUGUAAAGACGGUCUGGAGAUCUACAAGAGAUUUCUGACACGGAUGACUCGGGUUUCUGACUUCUUCAAAAUUGCAGAGCAAGUCGGAAUAGACAAAAAUGACAUACCAGAUCUCACUCAGGCCCCAGAAAGUCUUUUGGAGUCCUUGGAGACCCACCUCAACACGCUGGAGGGAAGGAAGCCGUCCCCUGCCAAGGACACAGCAGCCAACAACAGCUCAGCUGCUGCUGCCCCAUCUACUGCACCACCCAAACCUGCACCACCUGGGCCCCCUGCUCGCCCCGGGCCACCUGCUAAACCCCCCCCACCCUCUGUAACACACACAGCAAUAGCCCCUACCACAACCACCAGCAGUGCCCUUGAUGACGGCUUCCUGUUGGAUCUAGACCCCAUGUCCUCCUCAGCUCAGGGCGCUGCAGCACCUUCCACUACCACUGGAUGGGGAGAUCUUUUGGCCGAUGCCACCCCAGCGGCUAGUGCCAGUGCUUCUGAAGCUCCACAAGCAAAGAAAGAAGCUGCAGGGGCAGCUGCAGCAUCAGCAGCUGCCCCUGCAGUGUCUGCACCUGCAGUCGCUACUGCUCCUGCUGCAACCAUGCCAGCACCCACCUCCCUGCCUGUUGCAGCUCCUGUCACCACGUCCGUUAGAGACAUGGACCUUUUUGGAGAUGCAUUUGCACCUUCCCCAGGAGAUGGUCCUGCAGCUGUGGCCGCGGGUCCUGCUACUGAUGCUUUUGGUGAAUCCGACCCCUUUGCUACGACUGAGGGGAGUGCAGACAUUGCUCCAGAGCUGGACCUGUUUGCUAUGAGGCCCGCUGACACUGGGGCCACCGCCAUCACCCCUCCCACCUCUAGUGAGGCGCCGACCAUCGCUGCCCCCGCCGCUGCCCCAACCCCUUCUAUCACCUCCACCACCACCACCACCACUACCACCACGGACACCACCACCACAGAGUCUGCAGCUGCACCGACUCUAGAUUUAUUUGGUGAUGUGCUUGAAUCUAUGCCUGAGCAAAGUCCCACCACAGAAUCCAAAGCUGCUACCACUCCUAGCGUAGACCUUUUUGGUGCAGACCUCCCUGCUGUUUCGCGCGGGCCCUCACCUUUGCCCGAGCCUGCUCCGGCAGGAGACAUCGUGACCGAUCCUGCACCUACUCCUACACCUGCAGCUUCUGUUGCUGCUCCUGCUCCUGCUCCAGAGGCUUCCUCUCCACCCAAAGCAGAGUCAGCUCCAGUCAUUGAUCUGCUAGACUCCUUCAGUGGGGCUGUCGAGGAGACUCAGAGCUCUGCUCCUGGAGCACCUGGAGGUGACCUGUUGGGAGACCUAAUGUCCCCCACGCUGGCUCCCACUGCGGCCCCCACCCUGGCCCCAGUGCAGAAUGAUCUUCUUGAGUCGGGCUUUGAAGUUCUGGGAACCCUUCCCUCUCCGACACCGCCCGUCCCUGCUGCAGUGCCAGCUGUACCAAUGGUGUCUGCAGCAGCAGCCACACCUGAACCUGCAAGUGCCACCCCGGCGCCCUCUGGUGGCUUUGAUGCUUCAAUGUUUGAUGGAUUAGGCGACUUGCUGAUGCCUGCUGUGACGCCGCAGAGCACCGGGGGAAGCACAACAGGAAGUGCAGCCGGGAGCAUGGGAACUCCCGUCACAAUGGAGAACAUUACAGUUGCUCCGCCUGCAACGCCUCCCCCGACCAAAACCAUUGGCGGGGACCUGGAUUCUUCACUGGCCAACCUGGUUGGAGACCUGGGUGUGAAGAGAAAGGAUCCACAGAGUGAGAAGAAGCUGACCGGAGGAGCCAACUGGACCCCCCAAGUUGCCCCCACAAGCUGGACUACACCUGGAGCCCCCAUGGCUGGUGUGGCUCCUGGAGCCCCUGGAGCAGCGCCACCAAGUGGGGCAAUGGUACCACCUAUGAGUGCACAGCCUGGCUUUGGCAUGCCUGCUACAGGAGCGGCCAUGAUGCAGCCCAUGAUGGCACAGCCUAUGAUGGGUCAGCCUAUGAUGAGACCUCCUUUUGCUGGCGUGGUCGGAGCUGCGCCUGGAGUAGCUGCUGCACCAGGAGCGCCGAUUUCUCCUGGACCUGAAAGCCAGAGUCCCAAAAAGCCCAAGGAUCCUCUGGCAGACCUUGAUCUCAAGGACUUCUUAUAACCCAUAUGGGAGCCGAUGUUUUCUUCUCCAGAGCUGGAUGCUCUCAUCGUUUACCUGGCAUCUGUCAAGAUUCGAGGAUGCCAAUGGCUCUCCGUUCUCUCUCUUUUGUCAGCUACUCAGCAUUAUAAGAGCCUCUGACCCAUCCUCCUCCUGUUUCGCCGUCCUGUGUGAUGUUGUAGCACAAACUGUGAAAGUGAACCAUAGCGAAUUAUAAACAGAAAAUGAAUAUAUAUGAGAAAAGAAUUACAAGUGCGUGCUCAUGUAGAUGUUUUAAUCUUUUGUCUCCAACUAAAUAUCACACAAAAAGCAGAAAAAAAGUCCUGAAAAUCUACGUGAGUGAAAGUGAAGGCGUAUGUGUUUGUUUAUUUAUUUCUUGUGUUGAAUGCUGGUUGUAUUUUGGUGUCCUAAGAUCCACCCAAUACUGUUCCCAUCCUCCUUUUAAAGGGGGUUGAGCACUUCCUUUGCCCUACUCCAAUUGGAUGAGAGUAUUUAACAACGUCCCUGUAGUUUUUGGGAGAACUAUGUUGUGUGUUGUUUACAGAAAGGUUCUAUUUGAUGUACAUAGACUUCUCUGGUGAAUUUGAGGAUUACGUCUCUAUUCUGUACUGUACGUGUGUUGAAGAGGCAUAGCAAUGUGAAUAUGACAUGAAGUUGUAAGAAGUCACGCGUGUAUCCUGCCGUCAUCAUUUGGAAACAAAUAUUGUACAUUGUAAGGAAAAAAAGUGUGUGAGCUUCUGAGUCACAUUUGAGAAGAAACUCAUGUUGUUUGUGGCUUAUUUUUCUAUGUUAUGUCAUUUGUCCUAUUUUUUUCAUGUUGUCCUACUACUGGACGACAAAUCUUAUCAAUUAAUAAGUUCAACGUGAGUAUAAAAUAAUAACUUUGGGAGAGAUUUUUUUUUUUUAACGUCGACUGGUUUGAAACAAUUCGACUUUCCAACUAAAUAAAUGAUUUGCUGUUUUUUUUUACAGCCUCCCGACCAGGUCUCUGAGUUAUAAACUAUAUGUUAAAUAUACUGUAUGUCCUUCCUCACUAAGAAUGUGCAGUCCCAUUGUGUACGGCCUCAUCACUACCAAGGACUCAGACAUGGAUGGGACUGUCAAGUCGGCAUCCACUUCCGUAGUAUGCCCUGUGCUGGUUUGGCCGCCAUGAUGGUGAGCAGAAUCCAGACAUUGCUUUGUGAACAUGUACUCGGUACACUGUUACUCCUUUAAUCGCACCAAUAGAGGGUCCAAAAGACCACAUUUGUCAUGUUCCAGGGUUCCCAAAGACAAAGACAGGUAUGUGUGAUAAAAACAUUGUAGAUUUACAACACUAGUUGUAAAUAAACAGGACAGCGGACAAGACUCGCAAAGUGUAUAUUGUGUGGGACUCCAACACAGUAGAGCUUAAAGCUAAUUUGUUUCUCCGGGUGAUUAUUUGAAUUCGUGACAAGUCAGUGAUGAUGAUGAUUUAGGCUAUAGUCUAUCAAAUGUAUUAACAAUGCCAUUACUGAAAUAAUAUAUGUUGCAUCGUGUAAAUACUUGCAGGUAAUUAUCCAUAUAGUAUAAGUAUUAUUACUUUGUAUGUUGAUUGUUAAGCGUUGGUAACACUGUAAGGAAGGAAAUAAGUCAAAUAAAGAAGGAGAAAGUUUCUUUCAUACUGCUGCUCAGGUUUUUAUUGAUAUCUAUCAUAUUUCUUCAGUAUAAUGGAUUUUUAUACAUAUACAUAUAUACCUAUUCAUUGUUUUAAGUAUACAACAUUCAUUUAUUUCAUCAAAGUGUACGCACAGCGCACAACUUUAUUUUACACUCAACUCAGAGCUAGUGAAUACAUUGUACACUGUUGUGCGCCUAGCCCCGCCCACCUCUCAUGCUCACCAUCAUGACGGACUUUCUGCGCCAUGUCAGCUGAUUCGACAUCCAUUUAGAGUCCUUGAUCACAAUAGUGCGUGUGUCUGUGUGUGUGUGUGUGUGUGUGACAAAGCAUCUCCACAGCCAUCCUUGCUGGAUCAAAUUGGAAUUAGUGUGUUUGUAUGUGUUCACAUGAAUUUGGACUGUGUAAUGUUGGCAUUUGAGUGGACUGUCUAAAGCCUGGACUUGUACAAAUGAGAUACAAGAAAUAUAUCAUGAUUGAGUUAUUACUACAAUUUAUUUUUGUUGUAAUUUAUUUUGUGUAUGAUGUCCUUCCCUCGUGCAUGUCAGCCCUUUUGAGAUGCAAUAAAUUCAAUGACGGACUAAA